Paramormyrops kingsleyae is the source of this 8047-nucleotide messenger RNA. NCBI's taxonomy places the organism in Eukaryota, Metazoa, Chordata, Actinopteri, Osteoglossiformes, Mormyridae. The record is from RefSeq and is a predicted model, not a curated record.
CCGUGGGGACCAAGGCCGUGCCUAGAGAAGGCAUGCGAUGUUGUUGGGGUAGAGGACAUGAGCGCACAUUGCGAGCAGUUCUUUAGUCUUUUAAUGAUUUCACGGUUCCUUCUCAGUCCUUUUUCCACCUAAAACGUUUAGUUUCAGCCCAGCGAUCAACCGCAACAGCGCGACAGGGAGCGGAAGAGCCGAAUAAUUUCAACCUGCAACUCGCCAAAGGCCACUGAUUCAAUAGAAAAGAGGGGAAAAGUUUAUUGUCUUUUUCUUUUUUUUUUUUUUUAACAAAAUUUCCCAUCUCUUCUACUCUCGCUCACCAGCAUGAAUUUUGACCAAAAACAUCAAUCGCAUAGGACCGGGAGAUCAGGGCACGGCGGGGUCAACCAGCUGGGAGGUGUAUUUGUGAAUGGGCGCCCCCUGCCAGACGUGGUGAGGCAGCGCAUCGUGGAGCUGGCGCAUCAGGGUGUCCGGCCCUGUGACAUCUCCCGGCAACUGCGGGUCAGCCACGGCUGCGUCAGCAAGAUCCUGGGCAGGUACUAUGAGACUGGCAGCAUCAAGCCCGGCGUCAUCGGCGGGUCCAAACCAAAGGUCGCUACGCCCAAAGUCGUCGACAAGAUCGCCGAGUACAAGAGGCAGAACCCCACCAUGUUUGCCUGGGAGAUCCGCGACCGGCUGCUGGCUGAGCGGGUCUGCGACAACGACACCGUGCCCAGCGUCAGCUCCAUCAACAGGUACCGGCCCGUAUCCUGUCUGCCCCCCCCCACCCCACCCCCACCCGCAGCUUCCACGGUAACCGUGACUCAAGUGUCUGCAGUGACCAGUGACACGGCUGGCUCCUCCUACUCCAUCAGUGGCAUUCUGGGAAUCAGCUCGGCCGCCGAGGCCAGCAAGCGCAAACGGGAGGAAGCACUGCAGGAAUCUCCGCUGGCAAACGGCCACUCGCACCCAGGGCGGGACUUCCUGAGGAAGCAGAUGAGAGGGGAGCUGUUCUCACCACAGCAGUUAGAGGUACUGGACCGCGUAUUUGAGAGACAGCCCUACCCUGACCUCUAUCCCACCCCCGAGCCCAGCAAGCCCCACCAGACCGCAGACUACUCUGCUAUGGCGUCGCUGGCGGGGGGCCUGGACGAGAUGAAGAGCAGCCUCACCAACCCUGGGCCAGCAGAGCUGGGUGCCGGCGUGACGGGGCCGCAGUCAUACCAGCUGGUGGCAGGCCGCGACCUGGCGAGUACCACCCUGCCCGGGUAUCCGCCUCACGUGCCCCCUGCUGGACAGGGCAGUUACUCCACCCCUGCGCUGACCGGCAUGGUACCUGGCAGUGACUUUUCCGGUAGUCCCUACUCCCAUACGCAGUACUCCACCUACAACGAAUCCUGGAGAUUCACCAACCCCAGCUUGUUAGGGUCUCCUUACUACUACAGUGCUGCCACCCGAGGAGCAGGACCGGCCGCCACCACCACUGCCUACGACCGCCACUGACCCACCCCGGGGGUGGGGGAGGAGUGGGGGGCGACGGAGGGAAAGCACCAGCACCGGCCCGCGUAAAUCUGCCGAGAGGGUGGAGGGGGAGAAGGAGUCACUGGUUCUGAAUGCCUUUCUCCAUGACAGGCAUACUCGCGGGCAGCCUCCGAGACCCCGGCCUGAGGUCUUUAAAUAUGACACAUGCUCUCCCCAACCCUCCCUCGACCCUUCUCGAAUCCAAAAAAAGAGAAACAUAGAUGGCCUUAAGGUCACUGUCCAGCCAGAGGUGCCCAACGCCGAACUGAUGCCGAUAAUGAGAGCUGGAGUUGGGGGUGGUACCCUGACAGCUCAUAAAAAAGAUACCGAUUUGUCACUCAAAACCGCCCAUCAUACACGGACCAAUCAAAGGUUUACAACCCAACGUGUUGACCAAUAAUCGCCGACAGCAAUCAGCACCGGAAGUGGCAGACUCAGCGUUUCAUUUUUCUGCUGAUGAGUUGAAAAGGAGAAAGCAUACGAAAUCUCGGCCGUCAUUCCUGUAUGGAACCAGCUUCCAGAAAAACAGCAAACACAACAAUGGUUGUCAUCACCCCAACUUCCCGCAUGGGUUCUCUUCAUCUGCCUUGCCCUUUGUCACCUCCGUCCUGAGGUGCCACUCAACGUAACGUGUACCGCUCCUCGCCUCCAGAGGAAGCCAGUUGCUUCUUGAGCGCCCCCAAUGGGACUUCUUUCACAUUACACUAACAUGUCCCCCCAGACCACAUUCCAGACUUCCACACGCGGGUACCCGGCGCUUCAUGGUGUACACGCUGUGGAAAUGGCAGACCCGUCCAUCUCGCCAGUGGUAGCAGUCCCAUGUGGUUUGGCCUAACGGGACAGGAAGUUCACGGAGAUCAGGAAGCAGGUGGAAGCAUGAGAGACCGUCCUCACAAGGCUGCUGCUCCCAUAGGCAACUUGUAUUCAUCCCACCAUAUUCCAAUCCCAGCACUUUUAGUAGAUUCAACUCUUAACUCAGCUUAAGAUCCCAUUUUGAAAUCACAGUAAAUGUAUCCUCCAGGGGACAUCGCUGAUAAGAGGCGGUGACCCCCCCACACCCAUUCACACCCCCUUUUGUGUCCCUGGUUUGCAGGAUGGGACCACUAUGGUGACAGACAAAGAGACCAUUUUCUCCCCCCGGGAACGAGGCCCAGCGUUUAUCCGUCUUUAAUGAGUAUAUAUUGGCCUGAGAGUCUCCCAGUGGCUGAACUGAAGCGGUCUUGCCAGUUUAGAUGAUGAUUGAAUUGAUGAAGAGCUGGCAGCAAAAUCCUCUGGCGGAAUUGAGAAUCUUUUCUUUGUGAGACCCUGUGUAGACACUUGGGUCCUGUGCCGGUGUGCGCAUGAUUUUCUUUGCUGGAGUGGCAUUUGCUCACUGUGGAUUCAACCGCAGAGGGCUUUGGUGUGAGAUGAUGUCGUCUGUCUUGCCAUUUAUUGAUCUACAUGCAUUCUAUGGGGAAACACAGAUGUAAAACAUCUCGCUGACUUUUCUCUUGCUUUAUUUCCUGUUCAUACCCUGGGGGAUCUGACAUCCUGCUCCAAAAGCUACUUUAGACUGUUGAGACACACGGAGUGGGCAUGUUAUAAACUCGGGUUCGAUGGUGGGAGGGGAGAAACAGAGUGUAGACAGUGACUCUUCCUUCCUGAAGAACCAUCGAGCUUACUUCUCGAUGUACAAUGUGGAGCUUCCUUCUGGAGGAGCAGAAGUUUGAGCGUGUGAAGGCCUCUCUUCCACCUCAUGUCCCUUGAUGUUUUUGUUCCAUGACAUAUAGAACCCUACAACCACCUGGCGCAAAUUCACGUAUGGACAUACAACAGCCCACAGAUCUCCAACAUCAUUUCAAGCAUGUCCUGGUGUACAUGACCUUGGCCAGCCAGAUAUAAUAGUCUUAAAAUAGUACAAUAAUGGCAGAUAACAUGGUGAGCGGAGGGUACAGUGGCUUGAUAAUCUAGCUAAAGAACAGCAGCUUUGGAUUUAGGGCAGAAGGAAUGGGGAGAAACCUUGAGGUGAUUAUCAGUUGGAAAUGCGGCAAUUCCUGCUCUCUUGUUCGUACCAGACGUUUUGAAACAAUUCUUUACUCAGGGUAAGACCUUCAGCAUUAUUCGAAAGGGUGCCUUGGCAAAAUGUAAGGGUUAAAGAGCACUCUGAGGGAAUGAAGAACGUAGACGUUACAGGACAGUUUGGAAGUGCGACAUGCCAAACGCCCAUGACAAUGUCAGUCGGUUGGCGCGGAAUUGUCCCGUGAUGAAUGCUUUUCCCAGGAAGCAAGACUUAAGCACAACGACAAUGAGCCCAAUCGACAUUCAACAAUGUUGUACAUCUUCUCCAGACAACCUACCUUGAUAUCCUGUUAGAAGUGCAUUCGGAAUGAUGUCACUCCCUUUGUACCACUACUAACUAGUACAAAUGUAUCCAAUAGCAUGUAAAGAUUAUACGUAUAGGAAUAUAUUUAUAUAUGUACACCGAGUAUGUACAGAACUCCAAAAACUGACUUAAAGCACAGAAAUGUAGGUUCUCUCUAUAUGCAGAGCAUUUGAGUAGGAUUUUAAUGUGUCUUAAAUGGGUUUAGAUGGUGAAGAGUUUAAUAUAUUUCUACGGUAGCCUAAACAUGACCAGUGUUCUGUAGAAGGUGUGGGACAGUGAGUAUGGUAGCAGGGUACGUUAAAUAAAACACAGGAGCCCACGACAGCCAUAGUGAGAAGCCAUCGCCCAGUUACUCUUCUCUCCAAGUUGUUUGCAAAUUUAGUUGUCACCUGUUGUCUGUGAUCCUUGGCUGUCUUGCCCAUAAGAGACUGAGGACACAGGGAAAGUGCAUGGUAUCUUGAUACCCAAUGCAACCUCCACGUCAUAUCAGAGUUUUCGCAAGUGGCAGGGGACAGGUCGAGACGUCCAAGGUAACUGAAGACCCGCAUCCGGGGAUGAUUGCCUUCACUGGCAGUGCCACGCAGGGCGCUUCUCAGGGCUCGGCCCUCUCUGUAGAUUCCCGCAUGCCAGGCCACAGGGUGGCAAGGGGGGGAGACACUGUGUCCCAAGAUCCUCUGGUCCCCUGUAAAACCAUGUGACACAAUGGAUGACCAAAAGUAUGAUGAACAGUGACCUUCAUUGAAAAUGCCUCCCUUUGUGACUAAGUAAGACCUUUAGCAUCAGUUCGAGCAUUGGUUCAAGCUCUGAUGAGAGGAUUAUUUUGCUUAAUACCUGUUCAGGCUCUCAGUUUGGCUGAAUGAAAUCAUCACGGCACAGGGAAGUGGUGUGUGUGAAGUUCUGGGAUCUCACCUGGAGCUACACACCUAAAUCACAUGAGGCAGUCCGAUUCAUUUUUGAUGUUUCCUCUAUGUGUUGCAGUGUCAUCUUCUGAAUCUAAGCAUCAUCUUGUGAAUCCAUGCGUUUCUUAGGCUAACUUGCGCAGACACAACCCAUGGAACUAUCAGAGCAGUGUAAAAAUUUACCUUAUUCCUUCUAUCCGAGGAGCGACGCACCUGAAAUACACCAGCUAAUUUCCAGGACAGUGCCUUCUCUCAGCGUCAGUGACAUUCUCAUACAUCCUACUCUCCUGUGAUUGUCAGCAACCCAAAGUCAUCUAGUGGACUCGAACGUCCCCAAAAAGCUGCCAGUGUUUAAUGAUUUCCUGCUGGGAAAUUCAACUAUUGAUGGUCAUGUGGUUUAUUGCACUAAACGCAGAACCUUCGACAGACAGGAAAAACUCUAGGGGGCUAUUUCAGAAAGAAUAACUUUUCAGCACAAGUUUGCCAGUAGUCACGGAGCACAAUCAAGACCCAAGUUGCCUGUUUGCUUUGGGUUAUGAAGCUUUUUUUUUUUUUUAUUGAAUUAUGAUGCUACAAGCAGUAUUAAAACAUAUGCAGAUCAGAUUUACAGCUCUGGUAUUGUAACCGCGAACAGCCCCGACUUUUGUUCUGUUGGUGUGAACUUCUUUGGAGCACAAAUCUUGAUCCUGAAGUGCAGGACUGCUAGACAGUGUUAUCAUACCAUAGCAGAAUUGUAGUGUAGAUUUCACCCGUCCUCACUGGACCAUUUCUCAUCCCCAGUGUCCUCUUGUGUUGUAUGUCUAUUUGCUGUAUGGCCGUUAAUGAGCACCCAACAUAGGCGUGUGACCUUCUGCGAAUGUUCCGCUGACUUGAACUCCUGUUAUGUGUCUGAGGUCCUGAAGUCCAAAUCAAUGCUUCAGGAACACAGCAAACAGAACCUUCAGCUUAGGCCUCCUCCAGCAGUUAACACCGAGUUUAGCUAGUUGAUCCUUAACUAAAGAGGGUUGCCUUGACCCUGGUUUGACCCAAGCUCAGGUGAAGUGAAGCACAGUAGAGCUGUCAUGCUAACACUCUGAAAGGCAUGACUGGGGAUCUGUACUUCCUUACCUGCUGUGUCCUCUGUGGCAGUUGGGGGUGGAGUGGGGGGGGGACACCGGCCCUCAGGGACCGUAGACCUGCUGUGCCAUCAGAAACCACCCUCUCCAUCUUCAUAAAAUCAGCUGAUCGCUCCCCAUUCACGCAAGAUCAAAUGUGCUUACCUCCCUGAAAAAAACGUGCCCCAUGUCUCCUUAGCAAAGGUUAUUUCGAUAUCAUUCAAAAUUGCAAAUCCUUAAAAAAAAAAAAAAAAAAACUGAAUAAAAUCAAAAAAGUGGGCGUUAUAUUCACGGGCCCUGUCCAGUUUUCAUACUGGCCCUCAUGAAUAAUCUAGGAUGCAAAUAAUGGGAGGUAUAUUUAUGUACCACUGCGUAACCCACUGCGCAACCCACUGCACAACCCACUGCACAUCUAUCAGCACGGCGCCCAGUGAGUCGUCCGCACGAUUAUAAACGGAAUUAUAAUGAAGCAAAAAGUGACUUCAUUACAGCGGUAAUUGAUUUUCUGGGCUUUGUUCUUACUCUUUGGUCUGCUAACCAUUCGCUCCUACUGACAAAAAAAUCCCUUUGAGCCAAUCACAAUGUAUAAUUCUUCUCAUUAGAUUCAGCAGAACGCAUUGUUGAAGUUCUGCGAUUUUAAUAAGUCUGUUCCAGGAAGUACAAAAAGAAUUAUUAUUAGAUUUUUUUUUAACUCCUGUGAGACGAAAAAAAGGCGCAAUACAGCAAGUGUGACAUGUUAAAGUUGCUCUUAAUGUAACUGAAGAAUGAAAUGUUUGGGGGGAACACACAUUAUGACAUAUAAAAUAGCAAGGGUUUGCGUCCUUUGAUUAAACACUGAAAUAAAGGACUGUUUUAUUCUGUCUAUUCCUACAUGCAAAUAUUAUCACAUUUUAUAGGGGCUAAUUGGUCUCUGAUUCUAAUGAUCCCAUUUCAUGCAAAGCUAUGGACUUCUUCAGGGGGCAUCAAGGAUUAGGCCUUCAUAGUUGUCUGAACACCUCAGCAACAAUUUAAAAUGAAUGAAAUUUAAAAGGAAUUUCUUGCGCAAUGGGAGACCGCCUCGGAACAUUUGAAAGUCACUCCCGUACAUCCCGUCUCUCCGUUUACAUACCGGGAUCCUUCAGUUCCCAGGCGCAAGAGAUACGGGCAGCCUAUCAUCUCGCGACAGAUUGAGACGCUAAUCCCCGCUCACCGCGACGGGCUACCGAGAUUUCGGAAUCGGAGGGGUGGCGGUUCGCUCGCUGCAACUGGGGGGCUGGGAUGCCAGACUGGGGGGGGGUCUAGCCUUUACUAAGGAUUUCCAAAAAAAAACAACAUAGAUGUCCUGGUUCUCACCUUACAGUGGCCUUUCUGUACACCCUCGUUACGUUGUGUCCGUGGCUUCUUCUGUUCUGGAGUGUUGAGGAUAUUUUAUACCGACUAGGUUUUUGGAGAAAAAUACGCUGCGAGUAAAGCAGGCGAAUUUGUAAAUCGAAACUCGUCAACGUUAAAAAAUAGCUAAACACAGAAACACGUAAAUACUAAUACAUAUCUAUAGCAUCCACCAAAGUCUGAGAUGCCAGUUAAAAAAAAAAGCUUCACUUGUAAAGAAUUGAAAAAAAGUAAAAAAAAUACAUUGAAAAUGCCUUGAAAAGGAUGGAGACGACAAAGAAAAAAGGAUAACCUUCGUAAAGAAUCCUUCUUUAAGAAAUGUGUAUGUUUUCUAUUCAAUUUUCUAGUAGCUAAAACAAACUUGGUGUUCUUUCUUAGUGUUGUGUGUUGCUUUUCGUGUCAUAAUAUUUGAAUGUACUUACAGCAGUGCCAAUUUGCCAAAGAUAUACAGUAUCGAUUAAUUUCUCUCUCUGAUUUUGUUUUCCGGGUUGUUCACGCUGGAAAUUGUGACUUAAAUAUCAUUAUUAUUUUGAUUGCUAUUAAUAUUAUUAUUAUGUUUUUUAUUUCUUUUGAGAAAUUAAAUUUUAUUUCAGGUUUUUUUUUAAUAAGAUAUGGUGAAUUGCAGCCAGCUGAGGAUGACUCAGCACAAACCUGCAAUGUUAUGAAAUUGUAGGCUAAUCAGUAUAUAUGUACAUCUGUUCACCUGAGUGACUGUCCUUGUGAAUUAUCGAUUUAUGUACCAGUAAUGUGAAGCAAAAGUAAUUAUUUGUAAAUAUUUGCCAUAAUUUUAUUGGUUCCUAAAAAUAAAAGUAAUUUUUUUUAAGUUAAAA